AUCACAGACACUUUGGAUGCAGUUUAUAAUAGUAUUCAAGAUGUGACUAAGAAUCUUCGACUUAUUUGUUCAUCCCUUCGUGAUAUUUGUGAUGAUAAUACUGCAGUUUUUAAAGAAUUUAUCAAUUUUUGGCACAAAAUCCUAAAAUAUACCCUUGUUUAUUACAAAGAGAUUUUUCUACUUAUAAAAGAAGCAACAAUAGAAAUUAAAAAGUUUAUGGAAAACUUUAUAACAUUAUCUUCUGAAGAAUUUCUUAAUGAAAUAAAUUUUUUCGUUAAAGAUCAUGAAAAAAAUAGUGUCGUCAUUCACUUUAAAAAGCUUGAAAGCAGUACACAGUCUUUUAAGAAACUCAUAGAAUCUCUUAUUAUCUUAAUCGAAAAGUAUAUUAGCUCUUUAUCAUCAAUUGUGCAAUCUUUUAUUACUCUCAAAAAUGAAUUGAAGAAAAUUAGUAGCAAUGCGAAAAACUAUUAUAUUAUAUGCAAUGACAAAGCACAAUCUGUAAUUAAUAACUGCACGAGUUGUAUCUAUAAAAUUUCUGGCUAUGAAGCCAACUUGGAUAGGGUUCCAUUCAGUGCUGCUAACAACUAUAUAAGAUCAUAG
Molecule: messenger RNA, 600 nt
Organism: Racocetra persica
Lineage: Eukaryota; Fungi; Glomeromycota; Glomeromycetes; Diversisporales; Gigasporaceae
Source: the annotation of a GenBank genome assembly